Molecule: messenger RNA, 931 nt
Organism: Mesitornis unicolor (brown roatelo)
Lineage: Eukaryota; Metazoa; Chordata; Aves; Mesitornithiformes; Mesitornithidae
Product: putative helicase Mov10l1
Exons: 7
Molecular function (GO): helicase activity
Source: RefSeq, a predicted model, not a curated record
GCUUGGACACUUCACUCACGUGAUUUUGGAUGAGGCAGGGCAAGCAACUGAACCAGAGACCCUGAUUCCUCUUGGGUUGAUUUCAGAAGCUAAUGGACAGAUAGUUCUUGUUGGAGAUCCAAAGCAGCUAGGGCCGGUGAUAAAAUCUAAAAUUGCACAGAGUUUUGGAUUAAAUAUGUCCUUGCUGGAAAGACUGACAUCAAGAGAGAUAUAUCUGAGAGAUGAGGAUGCUUUUAGUGCCUGUGGAGCAUAUAAUCCUUUGCUGAUCACAAAACUCAUAAAGAACUACAGGUCACAUUCUGCACUGCUUGCCUUGCCGUCUAAGUUGUUUUAUCAUAAGGAGCUAGAAGUUUGUGCAGACUCUUCAGUAGUCACUUCUUUGUUACAUUGGAGGAAAUUGCCCAGGAAGGGUUUUCCAUUAAUUUUUCAUGGUAUAAGGGGCAAUGAAACACAUGAGGGUCACAGUCCUUCAUGGUUUAAUCCAACAGAAGCAGUUAAAGUAAUGCAGUACUGUUGCCACCUUGCUAAAAAUGAAAACGCUGUCGUGUCAGUGAGUGAUAUUGGAGUGAUUACACCGUAUCGUAAACAGGUGGAAAAAAUUAGAUUUCUUCUGAGAAGUAUUGAUUUGGCAGACAUUAAAGUUGGCACAGUAGAAGAGUUCCAAGGGCAGGAGUACCUGGUUAUCGUCUUAUCAACAGUGCGAUCUCAUGAAGGCAUAUUUGGUGAUGACAAAUACUGUUUGGGCUUUCUGUCUAACCCAAAGAGAUUUAAUGUAGCAGUUACUAGAGCAAAAGCUUUGCUGAUUGUUGUGGGAAAUCCUCAUGUUCUUGUGAAAGAUCCCUGUUUUUGUGCACUGUUAGAAUACAGUUUAAUAAACGAAGCUUAUGUAGGUUGUGACCUGCCUUUGGAGCUGGAAUGCCUGCAGAAGUGA